AGGUGCUCGGGCGGGCCCACAGCAUCCGGAUCUACGCGGUCAUUUCCGUGGGCAAGCAGCAGGGCACCACAGAGUGGGCCGACGUGGUCGACAAGGGCGUGUUCGAGCUGAACCAGCCACCGGUGCCGUUCACGCUGGACAACAUCGUCGCGAACACGAGCACGAGGUCGUCGACCAGCCGACAGCUGACACCGCCCUCGCGCGCACGAUCGUCGUCGAUCGCGGUGUCAUUGGCCUCGACGCUGCUGGAUAGGAGGAUCCCCGAGAUGACCGUCAGGGUCUACCGGGUGCGGCGGAUGUGUCGCGACGCCCUCAUCGGGCAGGCGGCCCUGCCCAUCACGACCACGGAGCUCGCAGGCACUUCGAGGGAACACACCGUCGACCUGACCAAUGGUUGCGGGAAGGUCUCCGUGCGGUUCAGCUUCAACUGCUCCCUCUCCGACCUGCGGGACCUGCAGAGCGUGCUGGCGGCGCCGAACGAGCGGCGGUCCUCCGCGAAGUUCUCCCGGGCCCUGGCGCAGCUGCUGCAGGGGGAGGACGGGUUGCAGAUCCUGGAGAAGGCGAUGCCCGCCGCGCUCGUCAUGAUGGCGGACCGGGACCCGGACGGCAUGGCCAGCACGCUGCAGUGCAUGCUGGUCUCGCUCUGUAACCACGUCACCAUGCUGGCCGAGGGCGAGAGCAACUCGGAGGUGAUGCAGCGCCUGGCCCCGCUUUCGCGAAACAUCCAGGACUUCGUGGCCGAGCACGCACCCGCCGGCGAGGACGUCAGCGCCCUGGCCACCGAGUGGCUGAGCGACAUCUUCACCAUCUGCGCCAGGAAGACGGGGCUGAUGGGCGCCUGGUCGCUGGACAUCAAGGAGUUCUUGGAGGCGGGGGCGCGUUACCCCGGGGUCGACCACCUCGCGCCCAUCGACAGCCAGGGCAGGCAAAUUCAGGAAUGGACGGACUCGCCGCUUUCGGUGCGGAAGCAGUUUACGCCCAAAGGCGCCAUCCUGGGCCAGGGCAUGUUCGGCACAGUCUGGCGCGCCAUGGACGUGAGGAACAGGGAGUGGUACGCCGUGAAGCGCAGCCAGGGCCGCGAGGUCUUCAUCGGCCGGGAGCGGGACGUGACCAACCACGUCAUGAUGAACCCGCACCCCUUCGUGGUGCAGGUCUUCGGCAACUACGUGGUGGAGGGCUCCGCCCGCUUCUCGCUGCUCGUGAUGGAGUUCUGCAGCGGAGGCGACCUGCAGAACCGGAUCAACGCCGCCCACAGGGGGAGCGCGUACAGCAUGCCGGCGAAGGUCUGGGCCUGGAUCGGGCAGAUCUUCCUGGGCCUGGAGCACCUGCACGUGGUGCUGGACAUGCUGGUUCGUGACCUGAAGCCCGCCAACGUGGUGUUCACUGGCCACGACCACGCCAAGCUCACCGACUUCGGGAUGGGGCGCAUAGGCAGCACCUCCACCGGGGCCUUCACCCUGCAGAACUGCCCCCCCGGCAGCCCCGCCUACGCGGCGCCUGAGGUGGUGCUGGAGAGGCCGUACGACCACAGGGCCGACAUCUACUCCUUCGGGGUGCUGUGCUGGACGAUGCUGACAGGCGGCAUCAAGGUCGAGGGUCCAGACUGGUGCCCACCCAGCCACAAGUUCUCGGCGCACAACUUCAAGUCCUUGGCCAAGAACCACAAGCUGCUCGAGAGGGCGAUCCGCAACCCCAGCCAAGCCUGUGCCCAGCCGCUGCCCAGCGAGAGGGCGGUCGACAUGGUCCUGGCCCUGACGCGCCCAGACCCCGACCAGCGGCCGGAGCACGACAAGGUCCGCGCCCUCGCGCUCAUGUCCGCCCUCAAGUUGCCGCCGCCAGAGGCUCGGCGGCAGCAGGUGGACGAGUGGCUCAAGACGCUCAACCAGCCCGCGACGCGCGCUGGCGUGAGUGCUGGGUGAUCUUUCAAGGGGGGAUCAGGGAGAAGAACCUCG
Prorocentrum cordatum is the source of this 1952-nucleotide messenger RNA. Lineage: Eukaryota; Dinophyceae; Prorocentrales; Prorocentraceae. The record is from the annotation of a GenBank genome assembly.